AUGCAGCUGCUCCUAGUCUCCGUCUGCCUGGUCAUCUGCAGCUCUGCACUUAUUGCAGCCACAGAUCCCCACUAUGUGAUCAUUGUUCCCAAGAAGAUGGAGGAGGGAUCUCAGGAGAAAGUCUGCGUCACCCUCGAAGAUCUAGAUGGUGAGCUUCACUUAAAACUAGAGCUGCAGAAAGAUGAUCACGUCCAAAAUAUAGCUGAGCAAGAUGUAAAAACAACGGACUUUAGCCACUGUUACUCUUUCCAGGUUCCUUCCGUGGAGCAUGAUGCCACAGACUGGUCAUUCCAUGUCUCUGGGCAAGGAGAGCACCUUAAAUUUGACGCGACCAGGAAGGUUAUUAUACACAAGAAAGUUUAUUCUUGUGUCAUCCAAACAGACAAAACUACAUACAAGCCCGGUGAUAUAGUGAGGUUUCGACUGCUGUCAAUUGACCAUAAUUACCAAAUUUCAAACGAGAAGUAUGAAAAAAUCUUGGUACAGGAUACAGAAGGAAACUUCAUUGGACAGUGGUUGGAUGUGACUCCUGAUCAUGGGAUUGUGGAUUUGAAAUAUCAUUUGGCAAAAGAACUAAAACUUGGAGAGUACAAACUGAGUGUACCUAGUAAAUGCUCUGAAAUCUUUACUGUGGCUGAAUAUGUUUUGAAGAGGUUUGAGGUACACAUCAAUUUGCCACCCAUUGUGGCUUCUGAAGCUAAAUCCUUUCAUCUGGGAGUUUGUGGCAGUUACACCUACGGAAAGCCGGUACAAGGUAACCUAGACAUUCAAAUCUGCAAUUCACGUCAUGCUUUGUAUUCUUCAUAUCGUCAAAGCAGCGAUGAUGAUGAUGACGAUGAACACGAAUCAGGAAAAUGCAUCAAAAUAACACACGCUAAGACUGACAGUGAUGGGUGUGUGUCCAAGGAGAUCGACCUACAUGCUUUCAACUUCACAGAUAAAGAUAAAAACCAGCAUUUAUACAUUGCAUCUUCACUGACAGAAGAUGGUACAGGCCACAUGGAGAAAGCAUCAGCUGACCUUUACCUUAGUAACCGUCACAAAGUUGAAUUUGUGAAUACUGGAAUGUUAUACCAAAUCGGAGUUCCAUUCACUGGCAAGAUUAAAGUAACUAAUGAGGAGAAACAGCCCAUGGCUAAUGCGACUGUGGUGAUAGCAAUGACUAAAGGAUUUUUUGAGAUGGGUGUAACUUUGGCAACGCAAGAGACCAACAAAGAUGGAGUGGCUCAUUUUGCACUUAACACUGACUCGUGGACUGAUAGCAUAGUAUUAACUGCAGGAUUGCAAUCUGAAGACGGAGAACCUGAUAUGGGCAUGGGACGCUUCGAAGAUUCACCUAAUAUGUUAUUUGUUCAUCCAUACUACUCUGAAAGCAAAAGCUUGCUCAGUGUGGAAACUAUAAAAGACACCCUGCCAUGUGACUCUGAUUUUUCAGUGAAAGUGGAUUAUCACAUCACUAAGGAUCAGCUGGAUAGUAAAACAGACCACAUCUCAUUCUUCUACUUUACAUUCAAUGAAGAUAAAGUUUAUUCCCAUCAAGAAUAUAAACUAGAUAUCACGGAGCAAUCAAGCGGUUCAGAUCUCCAUGGAUCUUUCCCCAUAAAGGUUCAUCUAGAUGCCGAAUUGUCCCCCGAAUUUUUCAUUGUUGCCUAUGCUAUUCUGCCAAAAGGAGAAACUCUCGGUGGCAUCAAUAUUUUCCAAACGUCAGUGUGCUUUGGAAACAAGGUUCAGCUCAAGUUCUCUGAUAAACAAGUCCAUCCUGGAGGGAAGGUGAAUCUGGAGGUUUCUGCAGAGGCAGGGUCACUGUGCAGCGUCCGAUCUGUGGAUAAAGGAUACUUACUUCAAUAUCCAAGUGAUGAUACUUCUUUUGCAACUAAAGUUCAACAGAGUAUAUCAAGAUCCUUUGGAUAUGCAAGAGAAUAUCGGGAAGAAGAAAGACACCAAUGCCCAGAAAAUCAGACAGUGGUCCGUAGUUGGCAUCCUACGUUUGAUACAUUAUUCUUGUUUGAGACAAGCGGUCUCAUUUUAAUCACCAACACUCAUGUCAGGAAGCCAACAGAAUGUGUCCAAGAUGGGGUCAGCGCUCGUUCUUCAACACUAAAGAAAAAAGGUGAGAGCAAAGAUACUUCCAUGUCUUUUACUUCAACCAAAGAAGAGAUCAGACAGCGCUUUGCAAGGAGCUCCUUCCCAGACACCUGGCUGUAUGAUUUAGUUUUGGUGGGCCCAGAUGGCCACACUGUGCUAAACCUGACAACACCAGACAGUAUCACCAAAUGGGAGACGGACGCUGUGUGCUUGGGGAAAUCCAGUAUUGGGGAGAUAAGAAAUGUUGGACUUGUCACCUUCCAGCCUUAUUUCAUUGACUUAAUUAUACCUUACUCUGUGGUACAAGGAGAGAAAUUUAAAAUUGACGCCCAGAUCUUCAGCUAUGAGAAGAAAUGUAUUUUGGUGGCAGUGUCCCUCUCUGAUAUCGAUGGUAUCCAUACAGUCCAAAGCAAAGAUCAAGCCCGAUGUGUCUGUAAUGGUCAUGUCAGCCAUUUCAGCUGGGAUGCCACAGCUUCCAAACUAGACAAAAUCAAGAUUCAUGUAGAUAGUGGAUCUCUUGAGGUUGAAGGGGACUGCAAAGAAGACCCUUUUCUGAUAACAAGGGAGCAUAGAGAGGACUCUGUUGAGAAGACCAUAGUGGUGAAGGCCAGGGGAUAUGAAGAGCAAACCACGGAGACACAUCUUGUAUGCCCGGCAGAUACCAUCAAAAAAGUAGCAUUUACCUUAAAUACUCCAGACCAGCUGGUCCCAGGAACUGAACGUGCCCACAUCAUUGUUAUAGGUGACAUCAUGGGCCACAUCGUUGUUAAUUUGGAGAAUAUACUUCCUUUACCAGAUGGAUGUGGGGAGCAGAGCGUGUCAAAGCUUUCUAGAUAUUGCUCUUCCCUAGUAUAUUUGCAGAGUUCCAAUGAACUCAAACCUGAAACCAAAGAAAAGUUUUUGGAGCACAUGGUGAAAGGUUACCAAAAACAACUAACAUUUAGAAAUGACAAUGGCAGUUUUGCUGCCUUUUCUGGUGCUCCUUCUAAUCUAUGGAUCACAGCCUUGGUAAUUAGGGCUCUUAGUUGUGCCCAGCAGUUUAUCCACGUAGACGAGAAGAUCAUUCAGGAAGCUAUCCACUGGCUGGAUACUACACAGUUGCCCAAUGGAUGUUUUAAAACUGCUGAGUCCUACUUUGACCAUGAACUUGAUGGUGAUGAUGAUGAGCUUGCACGAACUGCAUUUAUUCUCAUCUCUCUGCUGGAACAUCAGAUUGUCUACAAUGGAAGUAUUGUGGAGCAUGCUAAAUCCUGCAUAAAUAAAGGAGCAGAAAACGCUAAAACAUCACAUACGUUAGCUCUCCUGGCAUAUGCUUUUACCUUGUUAGGAGACAGUGAGCACAGAGCGCUUAUGCUCAAACGCCUGGAUGACCAUGCUGAGAUAAAAAGUGGAUCCAAGCACUGGCUAGGUACUAGCUAUCGUCACGGAGAGGUUGAAAUAUCGUCAUACGUCAUAAUGGCUCUACUUUCUGACAAGAUAAUGACCCACAAAGAUCUUCAAGAAAGUGCUUAUGCUGUCCGUUGGCUUGCAUCAGAACAAAACGCAUGGGGUGGCUUCUCCUCUUCUCAGGACACUACAUUAGCUCUUCAAGCUCUUGCUAAAUAUGCCAAGACCACAAACUUCAAAAAGGGAGACUCAGAAGUUACUGUUGAAGAUGAUUCUGGAUUUCACAAAGACAUUCAUGUAGACCAGCAUAACAGCCUCCUUGUCCAAAUGGUGGAUCUUCCUAAAGUCCCUGGAACUUACACAGCCUCUAUCACAGGAGAUGGCUGUGUCUACAUACAAUCACAUAUACAUUACAACAGUCUUCCUGAUGAGCAUGAUGUCCACUUUGCUCUUAAUGUAACUACCGAUUCAGCUGUCUGCAGCGGGGACUCACAGAAAAACUUUGAGGUCCAUGUAGAUGCCAGGUACAUAGGAAAACGAUCUAAAACGAACAUGGCUGUGAUUAAAGCAGAACUUUUAUCAGGAUUUGAAGUAGAUAGUAAGAGCAUUAGGAAGCUGGAGAAGCAUCGUAAUGUGGAAAAAGUAGAAACCUCACCUGGAGAGAUUGACAUUUACUUGAAUGAGCUCGAUCAUGAAAACAAACAAUUUGUUUUUACUGUCAGACAAGAAACUGUUGUGGAGAACCUGCAGCCUGCCAAUGUUUUAGUGUAUGAUUAUUAUAUUCCAGUGGUUAACGCUCACGCUCAGUAUAAUACCCCUUGCGUUGUGGCUCACUGUAAAGUGCAUGCCUCCGAGAGGAUGGAUUGUGGUAGACCACUGAUCACCAAGGAACAGUGUGAGGAGAGAGGUUGUUGCUUUGACACCAGCGUUGUGGAUGCCAAAUGGUGCUUUUUCCAUG
Nanorana parkeri is the source of this 4429-nucleotide messenger RNA. Its product is annotated as alpha-2-macroglobulin-like protein 1. The annotation marks the transcript as partial. Gene Ontology annotation, cellular component: extracellular region. Gene Ontology annotation, molecular function: endopeptidase inhibitor activity. Lineage: Eukaryota; Metazoa; Chordata; Amphibia; Anura; Dicroglossidae. The record is from RefSeq and is a predicted model, not a curated record. The transcript has 36 exons.